This is a messenger RNA of Prosopis cineraria, 1865 nucleotides long. RefSeq names its product GDP-mannose transporter GONST2-like. Gene Ontology annotation, cellular component: Golgi apparatus. NCBI's taxonomy places the organism in Eukaryota, Viridiplantae, Streptophyta, Magnoliopsida, Fabales, Fabaceae. Bases 299 to 1489 code for a protein of 396 amino acids. The transcript is spliced from 10 exons. The record is from RefSeq and is a predicted model, not a curated record. Gene Ontology annotation, molecular function: antiporter activity; GDP-mannose transmembrane transporter activity.
ACCUUCUGAUUCAAGAUCGUUCCCUUCACUUUUUCCGUUGCGUGCUACUCUAAAAGCACAAUCUCACCUCCCGUUUUUUGCACGAUUUUUUUUUGCAAUUCGGUGGUUUAAUUUCGAUUCUUCACUUCCCAAGAUAUAUUGAGCUCCCUUCAAUUUAUCUUCAUAAGGGCAUCGGAAAGGAAAUUCGGUGUCUUUUUUCUAUUUGUCGGUGAACAUGUUGUGCUGUGGAUUACUGUGCGUGAAAUAGUUAUCUGGUGCAUUUACCCUGAAAUUCCCACGGUUCCAGUCGGUCAGCGAUAUGUCGACUGAUUAUAAAAUAGAUAUUGGUCGUCAUGGCUUCAAAGAAGAACCAGAGUUGAGCAUCUUACCUUCAAAACUGUUACUAGAUGAAGACGCUGAUGCAGUGCAUGAAAAUCUUAACGGAAUUCGUGAGCAAGAAAAGAUUUCAAUCAACAACUAUUCAACGAAUGCAGACCGCAGAGCUUCAAAUGACAGGUUUCUGAAGGCAAAUAAAGCUACGCUUGGUUACAACGUCAGCCACGUUGGAGGGGAGGAAGGGCGACUGCAUAGACCAACAAAGAAGUCUGGGCCUCUUCUCUCUGGAACAGCUUACUGUGUUUCUUCUUGCAGCAUGAUAAUGUUGAACAAAAUCGUUUUGUCAAGUUAUAAUUUCAACGCAGGAAUAUCUUUAAUGUUUUACCAGAAUUUAAUAAGCACAUUGGUUGUUGUUCUUCUGGGUUUCUUUGGCACAGUUUCUGUUGAAAAGCUCAACUGGAAGCUGGUCAGGGUCUGGAUCCCUGUCAAUGUGAUAUUUAUUGGCAUGCUUGUGUCUGGCAUGUAUAGUUUGAAAAACAUCAAUAUUGCGAUGGUGACAAUUCUCAAGAAUGUGACAAAUAUUAUAACAGCAAUUGGAGAGUUAUAUAUGUUCCGGAAAGGUCAAAAUCCAAAAGUGUGGACUGCCAUGUUUUUGAUGAUUAUCUCUGCUAUCAGUGGCGGCAUUACGGACCUAUCAUUUGAUGCAGCCGGUUAUGCCUGGCAGAUUAUCAAUUGUAUUCUUACCGCAAGUUACUCUCUUACCCUGAGGUGGGUUAUGGAUGAAGCAAAAAAGUCAACUAAAUCUGGAUCUCUCAAUGAAGUUUCUAUGGUGUUGCUGAACAAUUUACUGUCUUUACCUUUUGCCAUCAUCUUGAUUUUCCUUUUCGGCGAGUGGGAUUAUAUAAUUCAUGUGGAUGUAGUUAAACUGCCAAUAUUUUGGGUUGUUGCAACGGCUAGUGGAAUACUAGGACUUUCCAUCAGCUUUACUUCCAUGUGGUUCUUACAUCAAACUGGUCCUACAACAUAUAGUUUGGUGGGUUCCCUGAACAAGAUUCCGAUCUCCAUUGCUGGCAUUUUAGCAUUCAAAGUUCCCCUCAGCAUAUCGAAUUUAUUCAGCAUUUUGUUUGGUCUCUUUGCUGGGGUAUUCUUUGCCAGAGCUAAAAUGUCUCGAUAAUCAAUACAUUCAUAUUGUUGUAUAGUUUUUGUCCAUGCUCUCAAGUUCAUGUUAAUCGUUAAUGGAGGGUAUUUUGUUUCAGACCAAGUCUAAAGAUACCAUAAUCUUAUCAUUAUUUUUUUUAAAAAAAAAAAGUGCAAGAGAACUUAUCUUCAUGGUGUUUCAAGCUUUUCCUCGCUCAGAGGAAACAGGAAAGGCUGUUCCUGACGGGGAAUAUCGACAUAUUCUCCUAAGCAUUUAUGUUGUUAUGUUUGUAUGAGCUGCAUACAGAUUGGAAACAAGAACGAAAAUCCUCAAUGCAUAUCUGUCACGUUCUUAUUGGGGCAUGUAUUAUUAAUUUUAUUAAAUAAAGGAGUCCUGCUUAUCAGCUUGUGUG